AUGAAUAGCGUCAUGGCUGAUUGCAGAAAGUAUAGCAAAAAUAAAUACUUUAUGAACCACAAUUCUAAGAAUGGAUAUUUAUUACUUAUAAUAAUAUAUACUAUGGCUCUGAUAUUUGAAUCACAUGGUACCACACUGGGAAUGGAGUUAAAUAAUGCAAACUGCUUAGAUGCAUUGACGUGCACCAAAUGUACAAUUAAAACUCAAUGUGCAUGGUCCUUAGAACAUCAGCUAUGUGUCGACAACACUCAAUUUAACUUGUCAAAUCUGACAAUCUUCAGUAAAGAGAAAUGUCCACGGUUUUCAGUAGUUACAAAAUAUAAGUAUAAUAAUACAAUAAAUCAUUUGGAUUACAUAGUUAAGGUAUCAAACGAUCAUGUAAAUUUCAUGAAUUAUCUUAAAACAAGUAAAAUAUUCUUUUGUAAUUCAACGAAAAUAGAUGUUUAUACAAAAACGAUAACAAGUGACGAGAUUAUAUGUUCAGCAAACAUUUUGACAAUUUAUUUUAAGUCGAAAAGUGUGCAAUCAUUUACUGCAUUUAUUUAUAUUCAGUUUAAUAAAGUCUUGCUGCGCUUGGACAACGUUGCGGAUCACUAUGUAACGUUUUAUGAACACGAAUGUGCCGAGGGCAAGAAGGACGAAAACUGUGCGGCUUGCACGUGGGAAGAUCAUGGCUUCGCACACUACAUUAGAUUGUGUUCGUCGGGAAACUCUUGUGAAGGCCGCAAUGAAUUGUACCUGUUUCACAAUGAUAUUGGAGAAUCUUAUUAUUCUCACACGCGGAAAGUCGAGGAUCAAUGUGCCGAAAUAAAUGUGACAGCCGUCGAUCCACUAUCUGGAACGACGGCCGGUGGCACGACUAUAACUAUUACCGUAAAGAACCACUUGAUAUUUGCGGAUAACCGAACGGUAAUUGUUACGGUGGCCGGAAUGCUUUGUGCGAAGCCCUGGACGUCUGGACCCGAGACAAUCACUUGCUCCACGACACCACCACCCAAAGACACAUAUGAAGUACCAUCCGGUCCGGUCUUGAUUAAGUACACGUCACAUGAACGCGAGUUAAUUAUCGAGUCGUCACAGAUAUUUCAAUAUUACGUUGAUAAUAUUACCGGCGGCGCAUCCCGUCCCGUCAUGAACGGGGGAAUCUAUUAUAUUAUUAUUAUGAUACAAUUUGCGUUUUUUGCAUUUUACACGGAAAUGUUGUAG
Messenger RNA from Macrosiphum euphorbiae (potato aphid), 1206 nucleotides. Lineage: Eukaryota; Metazoa; Arthropoda; Insecta; Hemiptera; Aphididae. The record is from the annotation of a GenBank genome assembly.